UUAGUUUUCCCCCAUGAGUGCUAAAUGGGCGGAUUUUAGUAGCUCGCACACACACACACACACACACUCACACACACACACACACACACUGGGUGUUUUACUGUACUGACAGCAGCUGCGCCUGACUCUCAUCUCCGGAGCAUUUUAACACUUCUUCUUCAUCCUGCUUUAAUUCUUUACAUUAAAAAAGGCACAAAAUGGGGAAAGUGGAAGGUGGAAUGAAAUGCGUGAAAUACCUGCUCUUCAUAUUCAACUUCAUAUUCUGGUUAAUGGGUUCUCUGGUGUUGGCUAUUGGUUUGUGGUUGCGGUUGGAAAAUGACACAGUGUCUCUCCUGGACAGCGGCAGAGCACCGGACACCUUCUUCAUUGGAGUGUACAUCCUGAUCGCAGCAGGGGGGUUGAUGAUGUUGGUCGGCUUUUUCGGAUGCUGCGGUGCUGUCCGAGAGUCUCAGUGUCUCCUCGGCUCGUUCUUCGCCUGCCUCGUGAUCAUUUUCGCAGCCGAAAUUGCUGCUGGUGUUUUUGGAUUCCUGAAUAAAGACACGAUCAUUCAGGAGAUUCAGACGUUUUAUAAAGAAUCUGCUAAAGACAGUAACAACACGGCGAUUCUCACCAGCUACCAUCGAGUCCUGAAUUGUUGCGGCACUGCGGAUUCACUAAAAACUCUCUGUCCCGACCGAUCCUCUGACACCAAGAACUGUGACGUAGCCAUCGGAGAGUUUUUCAAGAGUAAACUGUUUAUCAUCGGAUACGUGGGGAUCGGAAUCGCCGGAGUCAUGAUUAUCGGGAUGAUCUUCAGCAUGGUGCUGUGCUGCGCGAUCCGGAACAGCCGUGAGGUCAUCUAACUUCAUGACCUUUUCACCUUUAACCUCUGUGCCAGUUUUUUUUUCUUCUUUUUUACAGACACAGCAAGAACUUCGAGAUCAACAAACAUCUCGUGUUUUUUUUUUUUCCCCGUCAUUCAGAACAUCCAGUCAGAAGCUAAUGGAAGGAAGUCUUACUUUCAGCUUUUUUAGUUCGUUUGGAUUGAUUCGUUUUCUUUUUUCACUUUACCUGCUGGAUAGGUGUCGUAAAUAUUCAGUUUGUGAAGCUGUUUUAAGGAAUGUAAUUUAAUUUAAUUUAUAUAUUUCCGUCGAUGUCUGAACGAGGAGGCUGUUGAGAUGCGGAAUUUAAAGACUGGGGUCUCUGAGGUCACAUGACCGAGGGAGAUUAAAACCAGUGAGGUCUAGUAUGUUAUAGCGAGCGCAAAUAACGCAUGAAGUCCUGUUUAACGGUCCGAGUGCACUACCGCAGGGAGCGUGUUUAACAGGCAUGCGUAGUGAACAUGCUACAGUAUGUGGUUUGGGACACGUCCACGGUAGACUUGAUGAUGUUAAUCUGGCGUUAGUGCUUGACAGCUGGUAGAUAAAUAAUCCCUGGUAGUGCACUCAGCCGUUUGGACCUGAUUAACACCAUAUCUGAAUCGCAUUUUUGAUGUUUGCUCGCAUCCAUGUUGCAUUACAUAGUCGCUGCCUUUCCCAAGGACAGGUUUGUAAAUAUUAUUGAGAUUUAUACUCCAUUUUUGUAAUGUGUGUGAUGGUGAAUAUCUGUGACGUGCUGUUGGUUUGUGUAAAAGCUAGUCAUUGUCAUUUUUAAGUCAUUCCUGUUCGACGAUGACGUAUACGAUCAAUUAAGGUGCCUUGCUCUUUUAUACGACGUAUAUAACCUGAGCUCUUCAACCCGUCCAGUUCAUAGGAUACAGAUGCAGCUUUUUUGCGUUUCAGUCCUGUUUUCAACACACACUUUGUCCACUUCUUCUUGGUUGAGGCCGUUCCAUUACCUUACCAGAUAGUGGAAAUGUGUUGUGUAAGUCAGUACGUUUACAUGGACAACAAUAACCCGAUUAAGACGAUACUCUGAUUAAGAAACUAGCAUGUAAACAGCGAUUAUUGAGGACCUUAAUCCGAUUAAGGUCAUACUCGAAGUAAACACAAAUGGAAUUAAGACGUGUGGCGUAUUCCUGUUUUAGUCGCAUCAUCGACGUGCGUUACAGACGUGUACACACCUUAAUCACACUAUUAACGUCGUGUGGGAGUUUUCACCGCAUUUUGCGACAGGACACGUACACACACGGCAGUGCUCAACCGUUUGACGGCAAACAAGAGAGCACGGCUGCGUCCCAAACGGCAUACUUAUCUACUGUAUAGUAGGCGAAAUACAUGUAUCUCGGCUACUAUAUAGUAGGUAAGUACGUGGUUUGGGACGCAGCUCACGGCUUCAAGCAGUCGUCUAUUAGCACGUAUAGCAUGAGAAAUAAUUAACCGCACUUGAAGCUUUCAUAAAAUAAAAAAUUAAACACUCAAAACUGUAUACGGGUCCAUAACGAAGACCAGCUGUUU
Messenger RNA from Ictalurus furcatus (blue catfish), 2375 nucleotides. It is a transcript of the gene tspan2b, whose product is annotated as tetraspanin 2b. Gene Ontology annotation, cellular component: membrane. The coding region runs from base 198 to 842 and encodes 214 amino acids. The transcript has 8 exons. NCBI's taxonomy places the organism in Eukaryota, Metazoa, Chordata, Actinopteri, Siluriformes, Ictaluridae. The record is from RefSeq and is a predicted model, not a curated record.